AUGUCAACCGAUCGCAGGCGCCGUCGCGCCUCCUUUUCCGAGCACAUCAGCCGUGUGUUCAAAUCGGAUAAACGCGCCAGUCAUGGUGAAUUUGUCCCUCCACUCCCCUUUUUAAGUCGCGAGGCAGCCCAGCAGGCAGAGGAAUCCAAUGCGGCUCGCGUGUUGGACGAUGAGACUCCGAGCUCCGUCUCGUACUCGCCCAUGCACUCACGGUUGCCCUCCACCGGAACACCUGGGUCCAGUCUAUCAGUGCCACCCGGAGAGGAUGAGACUACUACGCAGACGACACAUUCGCUAGCGAAAGAGGUCGGAAUUGGCAAGUCUCCAGCGCUGGAAAAACCUAACAAAAAGGAGAAGCGCGUGACCCGACGGCUGGAGGCUGAGAGACGGGAACUUGAGAAGCGUUUGCUUGCCCUCGAGGAUGCCCAGAGCAAAGUGGACCUCGGUGUCCAUGACCGAACCUCGCGCCGUCUCACGAAGAAACAGCCAGUAAGCAACUCGAGCAGAUCCUCGAGCGCGAAUUCGGAGAGGCCCAAAUCUUCCGGUGGGCUGUCUGCGAUCUUCAGGCGCUCACGUCGCAGCUCAGCUUCGAGUGAUCUUGAGAACCAAUACGCUGAGUUCAGCCGGCUCCAGACAGACACCAACCCGCCAUCUUUGCCUUUGACUCUACCAGAACGAUUUGGAACGGCCAUCACCAGAGAGCUACAGUCCAAACAUGGCACGGCUCUCAACUUAUCCACCGCCAACAAGACGGCAAGGCCAACCACGAGCCGUCUACUUCAUGCCACGCCGAAGUCUGAUGAUCUCCGCGAGAAUUGGAAGAUGGCCGAAGCUUGGAAAGCACAGCAUGGAACCGAGAGGAGCUGGUCUUUGUCUAAAAAGUUGAAAGAUGGACGGUCUACAGUCGGAAACGCUCGAAAUGGGGAGGCCCUGACCAAACCAGUUCCUGAUGAGCUCGAUCGUGACUUGUUCGCGGCAGCACUCAAGCACGAUAGGAAAAGCCUUCCAACGGUAGAUCAUUCUCUCGACCGCGUGAAUCGGAACGACCGCACCAUGAGGGCUUCCAGUAUGCCAGCUUCGCAAAGCUUGGCUCAGACUUUUCCUCCGUGUCCUGCGAAAAUCGCCAUACCUCCGGAGAUAGCUGCGCCAGAGUCUCCGGACACGCCAAGCUCUGUCGCAAGAAUCUAUACACCACUGCAACUGGCGCAAUCGAACUCCACUGGAAGUCUGGCUAGGAGAAAUCGAGUGGACCCCUACCCACGAACAUACAAGUCCUCUCCUCUUGCAUUGAAUCCUGCGGAUACAAAUGACUCGAGUCCAAAGGACUCGAUGAUUCCCACGCCUUUGUCAUUGCACGAUUCCAACCAACCUCCCCCACAGCCUUCCCCACUUCCUGGCCAGUCUCAAUCUGAUGACGAGAAGAAAAGUCGAAUUCCCGUCCCAUCUUCCAACACCCCUCCCCAAACCGCAAGUCGAUUCAAGGAGGACUUCAAUGAGCCUUCUCAACCCGACCCACCCAGGCUUCCUGCCAAAAGCGAACGCCGGAGUCUUGAUAGCUGGAGAGUUCCAACUACUUCAAGUGACACACUUCGGGACAUUCCGCACUCUCCCUUCCAAGUAGGUGUCCGAUCACCAUUCCACACGGGCAACACAUCGCCCGGGGCAAGAAGUCAUCGAACAUCCAUAGACAUGUCAGACUCCCACCGCGUUUCUCAAAGAUCUCCACAACGAGCCUCGCGCAGCUCCCACGACCAGCCAAGAGGACCAGGUAUAUUCAGACCAGGCCACAGCCGCACAUCCUCGCACAACUCCGACUACGAGGGUCAUUCCAACUACGACACUGCCGACGAAGACGCGCCAGAGUCUCCCGAUUUCUCGCGUGAACCAAUGACUCUCGAGCCCAAACCAGAGAAUACAUCCAAGCCAUCCAAGCCAUCACCUACUCUCAAACCCGCUCCAAUCCUCCAGCCAACCCCAGUCCUUCAACCCCCACCCGUCCACAGAGCUACCCUCAUCACCAAACCAACCCUUCCCAUCAAGCCACUUACCAGCCCAACCCACAUCCCCAAACCCGCCGAACAAUCCCCCAAAACCGAACCCCCCACCAACCAACCCAUGCAACCAGACCUCCCAGAACCCCGCGGCCCAAUGAGCCUCCUAAAGCGCCGAUCCCAAAGAUCCAAACCCCGCCAACUCGCCAAAAUCUUCGUCAUCUGCUGCCGCUGCAAAUACUGGCACGAUCUCCCCUCCGAAGUCUACGCGCGCCUAGCCUACCCAGAACGAACAGACGAGCCCAAGCUCAACGGGCGUAAGAAAAAUGAUCGAAAGCCUGCCUCCCGCAUGUCCCUACAGUCCGCUGUUCCUGCUGCGCACGCCGUUCAGGGAAUGGAUCUACGGCCUGCGCCGCUGCUUCCGAGGAAGGUUUCUUGUUGUUGGUGUGGUCAUAAUAUGAGUCGGUCUUGUUGUGAGGGGUGGACUGCUAUUGUGGAAAUGCGGGAGAGACAUCAUUGA
This is a messenger RNA of Penicillium brevicompactum, 2511 nucleotides long. RefSeq lists its product as uncharacterized. Bases 1 to 2511 code for a protein of 836 amino acids. NCBI's taxonomy places the organism in Eukaryota, Fungi, Ascomycota, Eurotiomycetes, Eurotiales, Aspergillaceae. The record is from RefSeq and is a predicted model, not a curated record. The transcript has 2 exons.